AUGGUAGAGCAAAAAAAAGAAGCGAAACAGGCCACAAUGUUCACGUAUUUUUCGCCGUCAAAGUCUGGUCGAGAAACAGAUGAAAAUGUUGCAAAAUUUAAGUCUCAAAGCAAUUCAGAAAAGCGGCCACGAGCCACGUCAUCUGUUGUUAAAACGCAGAUUCCAUCUUCGAUUUCCUUGAAUAGAUCGGAAAAUAACAGUCAAAAGAGAGCUAAACCAGCCAACUUGAAAGUUGAGUUCAAAACCAAAGUCAACGACAAGACAAAGACUUUGCAUAAGACCAAGUCUCGAACAAAAAAUCAUCCAGUUCGUUUUAUUUCUCCCCAUGCUAUGGCAGACAGUGAUGAAGAUGACGAUGAAGAUGUUUUUAAUACUCCAGAAGCUAAAAGAGCUCGAGCAGAGCUAGAAGCAGGUGGAGAAAUAGUACCAGCAGGAGCUCCAAUCUCGGGCGACUCGAUUGUGAAUAACCCAGAGGUGGUGGAUAUGAGUGGAGAGAAUAAUAUUGUCAUUAACACAGAGAAAAUUAAUAGCAAAGAAAAGAUUGGAGCCGGUGUUGAUUUGGUCGACAUGGCAAGAGACGUGAUGAAUUGUACAACAGAAACGAAGACGAAAAGAGCUAAAGUAAAGACGGGAAAGUCGCUAGCAAAUGUUAAAAAGCAGUACUUGGUAGAUGAUCCAUGCGCUGAUUUGAAGAAUUUAAAAGAGCCGUUGGAUCCUGCCAUUCAAGCUCGGGUGGAUACCUACAAGCUCAAGACCGAGGAAUUGACUCAACGAUAUACAAAACUCUUGCAGUCGACUCAAGAAAGCGACACAGUGAUGCAAGAUAUUUACGGUGCUAUUUUGGAUAGGAAUCUGCGAGUAACAGUGAAAACUGAAAAAGCACAGGAAGCUCUUCUAGAGACGUGGCGAAAGAUGCAAGAUCACGUGCUUUCCUCUUGCGGUACCGGAUCGGUGAUAGUGCCUUCGAGCGUCGAGUUUCCGCAUGAAGUAAAGUGCUUGAUUGCGAAGGAAAUUCAAGGCUGUACUGCAAGCCUAUCAGUUGUCACAAGCGAACUUUUAAAGUCGCUUAAGAAACAUUUAGAAGGUGACGGUAUGAACCAAUGUAUUAUAGAUGAUAAAAGAGUAGACAGCGGUGCCUCGGUUGCUCUGGAAAUGGAGGUUAAAAUGCUAGCCCAGCGAACUUCACACGGCGUGCGUCCAGCAAAGGCGAAUGUAUACGAAGACACAAGUGUGGAUGCAUUAUGGGUUUGGGAGGUAGGUAAUUUGGACAAAUAUUUUGAUGACGAAGCGCAGAAAAUAAUCAAACGAAUGCGAAAGAAUCGCAAGCGUCUGGGUCAGCAAUUAAAGUCACUGGCGCGAGUCGUUCAUCUGCUGCAUCAGAAACCCGUCGACGAAGCCAAAGUGAGUGCAGAAGAAGCGAAAGUAGGCAAGUUUGGUUUUGUCAUCAAUGCUGAAUUACAAAAGGCAAAGGACCGUGAAAUGAAAGAACAGGAUAAACGCCAAGCUGCAUUGGAGAAAAAACAGCAAGAGCGAGAGAGGCAACAUGCAAAGGAGGCCAAGGAGGAAGAAAAGCGUAAGCGCGAGCGUGAAGAUGAAGAGAAGAAAAUUGCCGAGUCAUCCAAGCGGCAAAAACGAUUUAUGGCAUUUUUUGACGCUGCAAACAGCACAGGAACUAGUGUCUCAGCUUCCAGCGGCCAAGACACAAAGAGAAUUGCAGACGUAGAUACAAGCCAAAGUGCCGUGAUUGCUCGUAUGGAUGCAGAAAUUAGCUUUUUGAGAUCGGAAUCAAACGCAGUAUCUCUCGUUUCUUCUGACAAAUUGGAUUUACCUCAACCAUCCAUUAUGUCACUUUUAAAAAACAAAGCAAGUACCAAGAAAGUGGUAAAUAACGCAUUUUUGAAUGGAUGGAGUGCUAGAAGGCAUCGUGAUUCGAAGCGAGGCGUGAUGAAGCUGCUUCAAUUUUUCGAAAACAGCCGACCAGCGUAUUACGGCACAUGCAGUACGCGACUUGCAAUCUUUCAUGGUGGCCGUCGACCAUUAGCACAGUAUGUGAACUUUGAUUAUGCUGUUGAUAGUGACGAUGAGUGGGAAGAGGAAGAGCCAGGUGAAAGUUUAUCAGAUGAUGAGAAUGAUGGUGAGGAGUCGGAUGAAGAUAAUUUGGACUACGGAGAUCAAUGGUUGGCUUACGAAGAUGAAGUGGACUACAUGGAUGGCGCAGAAAUUGAAGAAGACCCGAUAGAAGGUGGAGACAGGACCUUGUCACCCACAAAGCACAAACUACCAUCUCAGCUUCAAAGGAAGCGCGUUAAGGCUAAAGUCGCCAAGCCUACAAAAUUAGAGCCCCAAAUUCUCGGACCAUUUUGGAUUAGUGAGAGCAAUGAGAUCUCAAAAAAUUUGGUAUCUGGUCUGAAGGGUGAGCUGCUGUGCGAGCCAGUGUUUGAGUCCACGAUGAUGCGGAAGGCUCGUGAACACGAAGAAGAAUGCGAGCGAUUAGAAAUAGCACGCAUAGAGCAAAAACGGACGAAAGAAGAACAGCAACAUCAGGAGGAGUUCAAGGCACGGGAAAUGAAGAAGAAGCCUGAUGCGAUGAAAGAGGCGGGGGAGACUGCAGCUAAGUCUCCACCGCAAAAAGCGCCGACACAAAACUCGACAGCGAAAGUAUUGGCCGAUUCCUUAACCACAGUCACGACAACUCCAGUCUCAGUGAUCUCUCCACUCAAAAUGUCGGGUCCUCAGAUUGAUUUCUUCUUCAAAAAGGUGGAAAGGUCAGAGUUUGUAGCGCGGCAGCAGUCACAGUCAGCUGAUGAACAGAAAUUGAACCAGGCUGAACUAUGA
Molecule: messenger RNA, 2835 nt
Organism: Plasmopara halstedii
Lineage: Eukaryota; Oomycota; Peronosporomycetes; Peronosporales; Peronosporaceae
Product: Chromatin assembly factor-I
Exons: 2
Coding region: 1-2835 (944 amino acids)
Biological process (GO): nucleosome assembly
Cellular component (GO): CAF-1 complex; nucleus
Source: RefSeq, a predicted model, not a curated record